AUGAUGGUGAUAUCUGGGACGUCGGCGUCAACGUCCUCAGCUGAAUCCAUCCACGGGUUCCGUGAUGGCAGGGGCACCACUCGCCAGCCAGCAAUAUUGUCGACAUCCUCAAUUACAGCAUCAAUAGGAGGGCCAGACUUCAUUAUCUUGGGCGAGGACUUCGUCCAGUGGGGCAAUAUUCUUCUUGAUGUCCCACAAAUAGUGGGCUUGGACACACUUUGUCAUGAAUUGGGAUAUAGUCCUUCAGUAAAAAGAAUAAGUCUCCUUUCCCUAUGGUUACCACGUAUCCCGGAACAACAGGAAGCGAGGCCAAGUCAGGUGCUGCUCAUCGUUCAUCUCGUGGACUCAUUGAAUUUAUCGAUCAAUCAUCACUAUACAGAUACAAUGGAGGCAAAGAAGAAUUUACUCUGCGCUCAGCUCGAGGGUCGUGAGUCGCCUGCUCCGGAAAGCCAGACCGCCGAGCAGCAAGCGCCGCUCUGCUGGGGUAGAAUCCCUCGCAAUCUGCAGCAGCCGGCAUACAAUCCAACGGAGAGCUCUGACCCUGUCAAGCCCUUUGUGUUGGAAAGUAACCCUGUUCAUCCUCUUGAAGCGCCGUUGGCGGCGCAAUAUGCACACGAUAAGAAAGGGAGUAUCUCAAAAUGA
This is a messenger RNA of Aspergillus niger, 642 nucleotides long. RefSeq lists its product as uncharacterized. The transcript has 6 exons. NCBI's taxonomy places the organism in Eukaryota, Fungi, Ascomycota, Eurotiomycetes, Eurotiales, Aspergillaceae. Bases 1 to 642 code for a protein of 213 amino acids. The record is from RefSeq and is a predicted model, not a curated record.